Molecule: messenger RNA, 941 nt
Organism: Belonocnema kinseyi
Lineage: Eukaryota; Metazoa; Arthropoda; Insecta; Hymenoptera; Cynipidae
Gene: mRpL47
Product: 39S ribosomal protein L47, mitochondrial
Exons: 5
Coding region: 10-816 (268 amino acids)
Biological process (GO): mitochondrial translation
Cellular component (GO): mitochondrial large ribosomal subunit; mitochondrial ribosome
Molecular function (GO): structural constituent of ribosome
Source: RefSeq, a predicted model, not a curated record
CAUGCAGUCAUGGCGGCGUUAACGAAAGUUAUACACGCUACUCGAAAAGCAAAUAAUAUAAUAAAAUUAUUAACAAAUUUUUCUAUAAAAUGUGAAGUAACAUCUUUUGCAGUUCCUACAUUUAAUUCAACGUCUUUAGCUCGACAUGCCUUUAUACACACAACGCCGGUACGGAAUGGUUUAAUGGAAUUUUUUGACGAUGAGAAAAAUUGGGGAAAACGAAUUAUAAAAGUCGGUCGUGAAUGGUACAAAGAUGAAUUGAGAAUUAAGAGUAACGAAGAUCUUCACAAAUUAUGGUAUGUUUUGCUAAAAGAACGAAAUAUGUUGUUAACAAUGGAAGCAAGCGCUAAGCGACGUUACGAGCUAUUUCCUAAUCCAGAGCGAAUAGAUAAAGUUGAAAUAAGUAUGGAAAAUUUAGAAGCCGUUGUUCGAGAAAGAAAUAAGGCAUAUCAUUUGCUCGAAACUGGCGAAACGGGAGAGCGACCGGCAAAAGUUGUUCGCAAUGCAAUUGGAUUGCCAUUUUGCUAUCGUUUACGUCAGCACGUGAUACCGAAAUUCGCCAAUAAAAAGUGGAAAGAAACACAUGUACAUAGAUUUGGAGGUCAAGCAGUGAGAAAGUUCUUAAGACUGUAUAGAGAGAAGUAUCACAAUAUUAGGCGAAAAGAAAAGAACCGACAAGCUAAUGAAGUCUUGAAGCUUAUGAGGAAUUUCCCUGAUCUUGACGAGGAAGCAUUAAAAGAAAAGUUUCCGGAUGUCGACCUAGAGAAAGUGAAGAGAAACAGAAAGUGUCGAGGACAUUUUGUAGCGUCAGAAUGAUUUAUUGUUACGUUAUUUACUUGUGAGAACAGUGCUUAAAUUUUAAUUGUAAAUUGAAGAUCCAUUUUCAUAAAAAAGUGGUAUGAUAAGAAAAAGUCUUUAAUAAAAUAUUAUUAUCAAUAUAA